AUGUUGCAGCUCUCCAAGGGCGUCCUGGCUCUGUCAGUGACAGCAUCGCUGGCUGCCAGAGCCUGUGGAGCUUCGGUAUUCGCGUUCGAUACCUAUUCCUCCUGGGAGAGCCUGGAUACCCCAGCCAUAUCGGAUGAGACGGCUAAGCGUCUUUUGGAGCUCCGCAUGGAAGCUCCGAUGUCGACUCUCGGAAACGUGGAUCCGGACACGGUUGAGCUUUUGAAUAAGUUUGGUGGAACACCAAAUCCUUUAUUUAGCGGACCUACUUACGGCAAGGAUGAAAUCACCAAGACCCUCUUCAUCGUACGGGGUGUAGACCCGCAAGUGGCUUCCUCUAUCCGAGACGAGUACCCGAACAAUCUAGUGGUCUCGCACCCCUCGACCAACUUUCUAGACACGGAUUUCGUUGGUCUCCUCGACCCCGAAGCUGGAACACUAGGUGGUGACAGGCACUGUGUGUCUUUUGCUGACAGCAAGGCUGGAUCCAAUGCUGCCAAGAUCACUGCAGACUGUCUUCGGAAGGACCCCUUCUUCAAAGCUCCAGGACAGGUGUUUGAUGAGCAGCUACUGAAUAAUGUUCAGGCUGUUGAAUCCUGGACCAGCGAGGACGCGCUGCUAUCGGUUCUGACUCUAGAGCUCUCCGACUCAAUGGAGCCUACAUUGGCGGGCUCUUUGCGCACUCUCUUCCGCGGCCUCCCAGGCCUUGCACUUGAUGGAAACGAGGUCACGACACUUCUUCUGCCCACCGGCGCCCAAGGACUGAGGCAGACAUUGAGUUCUCGAAGCGUUCCCAAGACCAACUCCGUCCACAAAAUCUCGGCGAGGGCGUCUGGUCAGCAGACUACCCUUAUAGCUCCUGUGUGUCAUGCCUCGAACUCUUCCUGCAGCGAGGCGACGAACAACUGCUCCGGCCAUGGAUUCUGUUACAAAAAGUCAAGCGCUGCGACUGAGGGAGGCGCAAGCGAUUGCUAUGUUUGCAAGUGCCAGGAAACCACCAUCACACGGGACGACGGGACGGUGCAGAAAGUGCGCUGGGGAGGUGCUGCAUGCCAGAAGAGAGAUAUCAGCUCGCCGUUCUUCCUUAUCGCGGGCAUUACUAUUCUCGUGGUUGUAGCAAUCAGUUCUGCUAUUGGCAUGCUCUUCAAUGUUGGGCAGGGAGAGCUUCCAGGGGUUAUCAGUGCUGGGGUCGGGGCCACCAGCUCACAAAAGUAG
Molecule: messenger RNA, 1212 nt
Organism: Aspergillus terreus NIH2624
Lineage: Eukaryota; Fungi; Ascomycota; Eurotiomycetes; Eurotiales; Aspergillaceae
Product: DUF3844 domain-containing protein
Exons: 4
Coding region: 1-1212 (403 amino acids)
Cellular component (GO): endoplasmic reticulum
Source: RefSeq, a predicted model, not a curated record